GAGGGUGGGGCUGAAGCAGGUGGUGUUUGGGGCGUGGCCGGAGAAGUCCCGCCUAGGGCCUGCAAUCUCAGCCCCGCGGGGCGGAGCGCUGAGCGCAGCCAGGCUGUGCAUUAGCGACCUGCUGUCUUUAAAGGCAGCCGUGAGUCGCAUUGCCUAGACCGACACGGAGGACCAUCGCCAUGCACCGUCUACCGCUGCUGCUCCUGCUGGGCUUGCUGCUCGCAGGCUCCGUCGCCCCUGCGCGCCUCGUCCCGAAGCGCCUUUCCCAACUUGGUGGCUUCUCCUGGGAUAACUGUGAUGAAGGAAAGGACCCUGCAGUGAUCAAAAGCCUCACGAUCCAACCUGACCCCAUUGUGGUUCCUGGAGAUGUAGUCGUCAGCCUUGAGGGCAAGACCAGCGUUCCCCUCACUGCUCCUCAGAAGGUGGAGCUCACCGUGGAGAAGGAAGUGGCUGGCUUCUGGGUCAAGAUUCCUUGUGUAGAACAGCUAGGCAGCUGUAGCUACGAGAACAUCUGUGACCUGAUAGACGAAUACAUUCCUCCUGGAGAGAGCUGCCCAGAGCCCCUGCACACCUACGGGCUGCCCUGCCACUGUCCCUUCAAGGAAGGUACCUACUCACUACCCACGAGCAACUUCACAGUGCCUGACCUAGAGCUACCGAGCUGGCUGAGCACAGGCAACUACCGCAUCCAGAGUAUCUUGAGCAGUGGUGGGAAGCGCCUGGGCUGCAUCAAGAUUGCUGCCUCUCUCAAGGGCAGAUAACCUGGCAGCAGCCACCACAGAAUGAAGGGGCACCAGCACGGCAGGCCUCUUCUUCUGUGUUCCGGUGCCCAGGCCUGCCUGCCUCUAACUCUAUCCUCCUACGGUUCUCUACCCUCUCUGGAAAUCAUUGCAACCUGACCUGAGGGAGGAUGGACCAGGCCCAACAUCUGAUGGGCUGUAAGCCAUGCUCCUUUGCACCCCUACCAACUUUCUAAGAAUUUCUUUCGUAUCCAAAACAGUCAAGGAAUGGGAACCAACAUGUUUGGGAAUCCUAAGGUCAAAACUGGCCCAACCUGGACCUCCUGGAGUUAUGCUCACCCCACUUCUUUGUUUUAGUCACCAACUUUAAAACCAGGAUAACCGUAUUAAUUUCUCAUUCCAUCCUGAGCCUCUCUUCCUGCAAAGAGGUCUAGGUAGUCAGUCUUGGGUCCCUCUAUUAACUUCUGUGAUUAACUGCAUUCUCUUUGCAACUUAACUUGUCAACACUGGGGCUGACAGAUCCUGAAGAGGCAGGGUGGUGUGUGACAGAAACCUGUGAGAGUUAUUGUUGGGCAUGCUCCAGUAACCCUUGGCAAAGCACAGGUACCUGUAGGGCCAAGCCGAAGACCUAGGGAGGCACAGCAAUCACUUCUGGGAGCGAUGCCCAUUUUUCCUUUUUCCUUUUUUUUUUUUUUUUUUUUUGGUAUGAUGCCUUCAAGAAUGGGAUGGCAUUCCUUAUACCUGACAAGAAACAACCAAAAAAACCAAUAGCACAUGUGCUCUGGUGCCAGGUGGCCAGGGUCUGGAAUGGCAUAUCUAGUUCUAAAGAGGUGCAGUCCCCUGCAAGUUCCAUGUAAGGAAUGUUGCCAGAUAUUUGCAACAUUUUUCUUCCUUAGGCCCCAAACCCAGCCGUUUAUAUGAAAUUGUAGAAUUUUUAACUAUUGGAAACAAAUGGUUUUUUUAUAUAUACUUACUAUGCAGGCCAAAGGGGCCCCACGGACUCACCCAGGGACAUAAUCUGGCUCCCAGGUGGCUGCUUUUCCUCACAUCUGUUCAUCUUCUCAAUCUCAAGUUAUCUGGCCGCAUCUCUUCCCCCUUCAAGGUCAAGUCCUUGGUGCCUGGCCUCAAAGAGGGCUCAGCCUGCACUAGAGCAGGUCUACAUGGCUUCUGAGAGCUGGGCACUGUGCCAACUUCCGAGCCAUCACCACCAGAGUAGAGGGGUUCACACUGGAGUAGAUCCCACCUAGCAGCCACCACGUGGAACAGGGGUCCUGUGAAGAGAGUGGGUCCCACAUCAGGUUGCACCAUGACAACUUCCUGAGCCUCCUCGGACAGCCCAGGUUCUGGACUAGAAGACUGGUCUGGCAAUAAAUCUUUUUAACUUGCUGUGUGGGCUCCUUUUCUUGGCUGUGUGCUUCAUUGAGCAUGGCUGCAUGUUUGGGAGUCUGUGAUGGGCUGUGGCUGUGGAAGGGCUCAGUGGGUGGUCCAGGGGAGUCCAGGCAUCUCUGGCCAUGGGUGCUUGUGUUCAUCUCAGCAGCAGCCGGGGCUUCCGCCUUGCUCUGUUUGGGCCUGAACGCCCAGGGUUGCUUUCAGAUCCCUUAGCCUAGUUUUCUGCCAUUCAACCUUAAAGCUUUCCACUACAUAUUUUUUUCUUUUGGUUUUGUGUGCAUGUGCAUGCAUGUGAGAGAGAAAGAGGAGAGAGAGGAGGCUAGAAGACAACCUUGGGUAUCAUUCCUUGGGUGCUUUCCAUUUUUUGUGUUAAGUCAGGGUCUCAUUAACUUGGAACUGCUAUGCAAACCAUGCUGUCUGGUCAGAGAGUCCUGGGUAUCCACCUGCCCCCACCUCACAUCCCACUAUUACUGGGAUUAUAAAUGUGUUCAUGGUUCUGGGGACCCGAACUCUGGUCCUCAAAUUUGUAAGGCAAAUCUGCUACUGAGAGGCAGGGUCUCAUUCUAUCUAGUCUAGGCUGACCUCAAACUCCUCUGUACAUAGGACAAGCAUGACCAUGUCCUUAUGCUUUCAGGAUUACAGGCCUGUACCACCACGCCUAGUUCUCUUGAUUUGUAGUCUGCACUCUGCUUUUGUUGUUUGGUUGGUUCUGCAAGGUGGUAUAGGCUAGUCUGGAACUUAGCCCUCCCACUACUUGCUGGGAUUGUAUGCAAUGCACCCCAAGUUCACAAUCAGAACAGCACCUUACCAGCUCAGGAAAUCUAUAUGUCAUACUUGUUAAAUGUGCCUUGUUGUCUCUUGUGGGUUGUGGGUAAGAUUUGAGGUGACAUCUCAGAUCCAUGAACAAAGAAGGAUGGUGUGUUUUGAGGCCUAGAAAGAAGGAAAUAAGGUCUUUGGGAGCGGGCACUUGAAGGUCUUGGCACACCAUUCCUUUGUUUCUGCUUACUGCCCACAAUGAGGUGAGCAUGCCUGCAUACAUUCCACCAUGAUACCUUGCUUCUCAACCCUGUAUAUAUCAUCCCUCAUGGUACUCGGUAUACAUCAUCCUACAAUGGAAACCAGUUUCCCAGUGCUGUAUAUAUCAGCCUGCUAUACUACUAUGCUUUGCCAUGUACCCUCCUGAAAACUAGGGUUAAGGGUGUGUGUCACCAUGCCCAGUCUUGAGGGUGGGUUUUUUUUUAAUGCUUAGUUUAUUAUUUGUGUGUGUGUGUGCCACCAUUAUAUAUAAAUAAUUUUUGAGACAGGUUCUCACUGUGUAGCCCUUACUGGCCUGGAACUCACUGUGUAGACCAAGAUGACCCUGAACUCAGGGACCCACCUGCCUCUGGCUCCUGAGUGCUGGAAUCAAAGGCGUGAACCUCCACAUUAAGGGAAUGGAGCAGACAACCUGAAGGGGUGUCUGAUGAUUAAUCCCUGGUUAGUUUGAGUAACAGAAAAGAUGACAAUGCAUUUGAGUCUUUUAAAUAAGAACCCAGGAUAGAGUCUACUGUGCACAGUGGAACCCCAAGGAAAAGAAGAUAGAGAAAAAAGCCAGCAGCCUCAGGAGUAAAUGUCACCCACUGACAAGAGUCUCAUGUGGAUGUUAAGCUGGGCAUAAAAUAGCACAAAAACCAAGUAUCUGCACUGUUUAAGUCUUACCUAGCAGGGCGUGGUGGCUCACACCUGCAAUCCCAGCCCUUAUGAAGAUUUUAAAUUCAAGUUAGCCUGGGCUAUAAAACUAACACUAUAAAAUGAGCAGUUACUGAAGGGUAUGCGCCAUUUCUCUGAGAUGCUCUUAGUAUGUCAUCUCAAUAUAACUAUGGUCAGAUAAUCCCAAGCAGCUCUUCAAGGUUGCCAAGGCCACGAAUAAUAAGGAAUGAUCUAGAAACAGCCACAUGCAUACCGGGAGAGAAUACAGACACUGUCUGAGAUCCUCAUUUCAGAUGUCGGAUUAGACUAGCAUUUCAGCUGUGUUGACGUGGGUGUGGCUGUGGAGGGUCUUAGCAUUAAUGACAGGUGAUGUGACAUUUGAGCUAUUUCUGUCUUGCUUUAGAAGUUUUUCAAAAUAAAAAGAGACUGUUUUGUGAAA
Messenger RNA from Mus musculus (house mouse), 4257 nucleotides. It is a transcript of the gene Gm2a, whose product is annotated as GM2 ganglioside activator protein. The record is from RefSeq and is marked validated. Gene Ontology annotation, molecular function: enzyme activator activity; lipid chaperone activity. Gene Ontology annotation, cellular component: lysosome. Gene Ontology annotation, biological process: ganglioside catabolic process. NCBI's taxonomy places the organism in Eukaryota, Metazoa, Chordata, Mammalia, Rodentia, Muridae. The transcript is spliced from 4 exons. Bases 180 to 761 code for a protein of 193 amino acids.